This is a messenger RNA of Podospora anserina S mat+, 2469 nucleotides long. RefSeq lists its product as uncharacterized. Gene Ontology annotation, biological process: DNA-templated transcription; positive regulation of transcription from RNA polymerase II promoter by galactose. The transcript is spliced from 3 exons. Gene Ontology annotation, molecular function: RNA polymerase II cis-regulatory region sequence-specific DNA binding; zinc ion binding; DNA-binding transcription factor activity, RNA polymerase II-specific. The coding region runs from base 1 to 2469 and encodes 822 amino acids. NCBI's taxonomy places the organism in Eukaryota, Fungi, Ascomycota, Sordariomycetes, Sordariales, Podosporaceae. The record is from RefSeq and is a predicted model, not a curated record. Gene Ontology annotation, cellular component: nucleus.
AUGGAGAUAUAUAAGUCUGCGUCUGCUCCCCAUGUUCUCGCCUCUCUUCGUCAUUACCCACAUCUAUCUUUAUCCAACUUUGGACUUUCCAACAUGGCCCCAUCAAUCCCAGUUCCCACCCAGGGUGGCAUGUUCCACACCUUCCAAGGCGUCACCCCACGGAAGCAGUCAACAGACUCUCAAGAUAGCACAAAGACCAGCUCCACAGGUACAGCCAAGAGGAUAACAACACCACAUGCUUGUGCCGAGUGCAAGAGACGGAAGAUCCGCUGCGAUGGUCAACAACCAUGUGGCCAAUGCCUCUCCAGCCGGGCUCCCAAGAGAUGUUUCUACGACAAGCACAGACAAAGAGUGAUCCCAUCACGCAAGACACUCGAAGCUCUAUCACAGUCCCUCGAAGAAUGCCGGUCGAUCCUGAAGCGGUUAUACCCAACACAAGAUGUGCAGUCUCUUCUGCCUCUCUCCAGACAAGAACUCCUCAGCCUUCUUGACAGGCCAACAAUAGAUACUUCGGUCGGCGGCUUACCAUCACCACCAUUAAACACCAGUCCCAUGUCGGACUUGGACUCACCAAUGAUGCCAAAGACGGAGAACCUGCUCGAGCAGAUGCCAUCCAGAGACACAGAAUGGGACGAGGAGCGAAGAGGAAGAGACCCGAUCCCAGCCGAAGCCGACGACAUCAACGCUCUUUCGCUCUCAGUAGACCGCCAAACAUCCUAUCUCGGUGCCUCCUCCAUCAAGGCCGCCCUCAUGGUCAUGCUCAAGGUCCAACCCGGCCUCCGAAACUCCCUCGCAGCCCCAUUAAACGGAGUCGAGAUGUCCCACAACUACCCAGCCAUCCGCCAGAAGCCCACCACCCAAAAGGACCCCCAACGCAUCCCAUGGUCCUGGAAGGGCCAAACACUCAUCGACGCCUACUUCAAACGCAUCCACGCUUUCGUUCCAAUGCUCGACGAGUCCACCUUCCGCGCUGAUUACCUCGAAGGCCAACGAACCGACGCCCCAUGGCUCGCUCUGCUCAACAUGGUCUUUGCCAUGGGUUCCAUCGCGGCUAUGAAAUCGGACGACUACAACCACAUCAACUACUACAACCGCGCCAUGGAGCACCUUCCCAUGGACGCCUUUGGCUCCUCCCACAUCGAGACGGUCCAGGCCCUCGCCCUCAUCGGAGGUUACUACCUCCACUACAUCAACCGGCCCAACAUGGCCAACGCCGUCCUCGGCGCCGCCAUCCGCAUGGCCUCCGCUUUGGGUCUUCACCGUGAGUCCAUCACGGUAGGUCUCCCAGGCAGCGACAUCAUCGCAGCCGAAACCCGCCGCAGAACCUGGUGGUCCCUCUUCUGCCUCGACACCUGGGCCACCACCACCAUGGGCCGUCCCUCGUUCGGCCGCUGGGGUCCCGCGAUCAACAUCCGCCCCCCCGAGUUCGGCAUCAACGCCAACCGGGAUUCAUCCCAGCACGCAGGAAUCCUCCCUCUGAUCGAAAACAUCAAAUUCUGCAAGAUCGCCACUCAAAUCCAAGACAUGCUCGCCAUCACCCCCCUUCUCAGGACAGAAGACCGCUGCGCCAUCGACGCCCAGCUCGUAAACUGGUACACCUCCCUCCCUUGGCUCUUGCGGACAACCGACCCCUGCGCGGAACCGCUCUACAUGGCCCGCUGCAUCAUGAAGUGGCGCUACCAAAACUUACGCAUGCUCCUCCACCGCCCCGUCCUCCUCUCGCUUGCCUCCUCCGGCCUCAACCCCCACACCCAAGCCUGCGACGCGGACCUCCAAGCCAUUGAGACCUGCCGUGAACUCGCCGCGGCCACCAUCGAAGACGUCGGCCGUGAAUGGACCCGCAACCAAAUGAGCGGCUGGAACGCAGUCUGGUUCCUCUACCAAGCAGCCAUGGUCCCGCUCGUCUCCGUCUUCUGGCAAUGGGGCUCUCCCCGCGUGCCAGAGUGGCUCAAGCAAAUCGAGCAAGUCCUCGACCUCCUCGAGGUCAUGGAGGAGUGGUCCCUCGCCGCCCGGCGCUCAAGAGAGGUAGUCUGGCGCAUGUACGAAGCCUCCCGGGCAGUCCAAGCCCAAGGCGCCGCUGCCCGCUCCCAAUCCCCCGCCGGCCUCCACAUCACCACCACAGCCGACAGCAUCGUCGUCGGCGGCGGAGAGGUUCACAUGAGCCCCAUUGGUCUCGAGCCAGUCGACGGAAUGGGGGGUAUGAUGGGCCUGCUUGAUCAAGGGGGUCUAUGGGAUCUAGACGGGAUGUACUGGGGUGGAAAUGGCCCUCAGUCCCCAACACACACUGGAAACCCAGACGACAGCGCCGCCGCCGCCGAGUUUGCCGCUUACGCUGCUGCUCAACAAGCCGCCUCCGCCGCUCAUCACCACCACCCCGAGCUGAUGCAGCAUGUGGACUAUGGGAUGAUGCACCACCACCACGCUGGACAUCAUCACGUGGGGAUGGAGGGCUUUGGGUAUGUUCAGUGA